AUGGCUGCUUCUUCGAGUUUCACUGAUGACUUGGAAGCACAGUUAAMUUGUGCUAUWUGUAAUGAMAUCUUUACUGACCCAAGAACACURCCGUGUYUACAUACUUUCUGCUUCAACUGCAUCAAAAGUUGGAACRAGAMUUGCCAGAGAGACAGGAAGCAACUGAAAUGCCCAACKUGUAGAGCGGCCGUGAAAGUCGAGGGYGGUGACGUSUCGAUGCUCCCUUCCUCGUUCACUUUCACCUCGUUGAUUSAGUUAUUUGACUCAAUGAAAUUGAAAGYUGYCGAGAAAACUCAYCAACARCAGCUUACAGAGUGUGCGAAUUGCUCAAAUCGCAGUGURUUGGUUGGAUUUUGUCCUCAAUGCGAAGGAAWGAUUUGUAAYGAYUGCAUCARCCAUCACAAGACAUUGAAAACAUUGAAAAGAACMCAYCAAGCAACGCUUUUGAGUGAUUUCAAACAAGAAAAUCUCAACAGYUACAUCAACAAUCAARCGYUUUGYAAAGAGAAAUUCCACGACGGAGCACGUCUCGAAUAUUUCUGUAAAACKUGCAAGAAGUGCAUUUGCCAGAAAUGYGGCACAACAACRCACAGCAUUCAUGASAAGAUCAGCAUCGAGGAAGCUGCWGAGGAAGCUAAAAYWCUYAUYAGAAAAGAAAAAGAGCGAUURAAUGACMUKCUUGUGAAAUACAACAAAGAAUUAGAACUGUCUGAUGAAAAUAUGAGAAGAAUUCAACACGAAGCAGACAYKGCAAAGGCAAAAGUACRUAAUGAAACACAAGCCCUGAUCAAGAUUUUACAAGAUCACGAAGACGMUUCGAUWGCUACYAUAGACAARAUYCUWUUGGAACAAGCAGCAGCAAAUGUAGACGAGAAAGACGAKGUCAAUUSCARCAUCCRGCAAAUUUCUCAAUUGAAACAUCAGUGUGAAACAAUGGCCGAUGAAUUGAACUUGGAACACUUUAUAUUGGAAGGCUAUGAAAAUUUACAAGAAAUUUGUAAAACUACAGUAAAAAACAAAUCSAUCUUAUCAACCAAACCAGUCAAGCGCAACACAAGCCUGCAUUACAUUCCCAACCCGGAAAUCAACACUGAAAUGCAAAAGUUCAAGUUCGGUGAGGUGGUGGAAAGCGUGACAGACCCGUCACGUUGUUCUAUCGAGUCUGUAAGUAACGUCAGAUGUAGUUUUAUCAACGAAUUUAAAAUCGUGACAAGAAAUUCAGAAGGAAAUGUGUGCGAUACCAAUAAAGGUGUAAUUGAUGUACAAAUCAAAGACGUUGACGGCGACGAUGUACAGAAAGAACUGACCGAGACUGAAACUGGCAGAUUCUUAGUUAAAUAUAGAGCAGAGAAACCUUCACCGUACAAAGUUGUAGUGAGUAUUGGAGGAGUAGAGAUCAGCAACUCACAACAGAACAUUGAGACAAUUGAUGCUAAAGCAGAGUUAAAACCCUUGAGAUUAUUAAUUGAUUUGAAAGAGAUGUCCGCACCAAAUGCAUUUUCUGUAAGUGAUACUGGAGAAAUAGCUAUGAUCAAUAAUGAUGGUAAAGGGGAUUUCAGCGUAGUGUUGUUCAAUGCCGAUGGAGAGUAUGUUCGAGAGAUUGGUGGUGCAGGAUCUGGAGACGGUCAACUGAGUUUUCCAUGUGGAGUGAUCUUCAAUGAAGGCCAAAUACUUGUCAGCGACAAUGAUCAAGGUAAUAAGCCCUGUGGCUGUAUAAAGGAAUUUGAUAUCAAUGGUACUUACAACAGAACUCUUUGUAAACAACCUGAAAGAAUUGCGAUCACACGAAUGUGCAAAGUGAAUCCAAACAUCGCGUAUUUGAGCUUUAAUGACGAUACUAAUGACACAUUUAUAAAGUCGUUUGCUCAACACAAUGGUGAUCAUCUUCCUGACAUCAAACUAGAUGUCCCUAAUGAUGGUCAUGGGCACCCUGUGUAUUUAGCCUAUAAUAACAAUAAGUACUUUGUAACGUUUUUUAAAACAAACAGUGUUUAUGUUUUUAACGAGGAUGGUCGUCUGUUGUACAAGUUUGGAGAGAAAGGUAACAAAGAUGGCCAGUUUGAUGUCGUAGCUGGACUUGCCGUGUUUGGUAAAGAAAUGCUUCUUGUCUGUGAUCGUGAUAACCACUGCGUGCAAGUCUUCAGUCAAGACGGUCAGUUCAUAAGGUCCUUUGGUAGGUGUGGUUCAGGUCUUGGUGAAAUGGAUGGUCCUGUUAAUGUUGCUGUAACACCAGAUGGUCGAGUAAUUGUGCUUGAGUGUGAUGGAAAACGAGUUCAAGUUUGGAGAUAAUUUCUCGAAAUAAUAAACAGUUGACUUUGAAUCCUUAGAUUGACGUCAUGUAAAAACCCGCGUUUAAGAACACGCAUUUUUGAAGUUCAUCUUGAUUUAAUCUUCUCCGAUGUUAGGCAAAGGUCUAGAGUUUAGGCCUUCUGGGAAUACACAGACUUGGCCGACUCAAAUCAAAGAGAAUGCAAAUUUGUAGGUCUAUUGUUAUGAAGACAUUUUUUCAUGCUUUCGUUUAUUUUUAGAAAUAUCUCUGCGAUGACAGACUGUUGUCAACUAAAAACAGCGGUUGCCCGCUUUGAAUGGGAAAAACGCUUAACUGCACGGAGCCAGUACUUACCCGCUUAAAAGAACCUGCAAUUUUAGAACAUGUUAGCCUAAAAAUAUCAAUUUAGACCCCAUUUACAUAAGAACCUAUUUAGCCUAA
Molecule: messenger RNA, 2710 nt
Organism: Exaiptasia diaphana
Lineage: Eukaryota; Metazoa; Cnidaria; Anthozoa; Actiniaria; Aiptasiidae
Product: tripartite motif-containing protein 2-like
Exons: 1
Coding region: 1-2289 (762 amino acids)
Molecular function (GO): zinc ion binding; protein binding
Source: RefSeq, a predicted model, not a curated record